Messenger RNA from Anarrhichthys ocellatus (wolf-eel), 5185 nucleotides. RefSeq names its product zDHHC palmitoyltransferase 9 (gene zdhhc9). NCBI's taxonomy places the organism in Eukaryota, Metazoa, Chordata, Actinopteri, Perciformes, Anarhichadidae. Gene Ontology annotation, cellular component: endoplasmic reticulum; Golgi apparatus. Gene Ontology annotation, molecular function: protein-cysteine S-palmitoyltransferase activity. The record is from RefSeq and is a predicted model, not a curated record. The coding region runs from base 677 to 1840 and encodes 387 amino acids. The transcript is spliced from 9 exons. Gene Ontology annotation, biological process: protein targeting to membrane; peptidyl-L-cysteine S-palmitoylation.
GACUAAAACCGAGAGCUGGCAUCCUGCGGGGAGAAGAAAAAAUAAAGCAUCAAACAGCUUUACAUGUUUGCGUCCAAACAGGCGGUUAUUUCUUAUUCCUGAAGGAUUUUUAUUUGUGUUAUUAAUGAAGGCAGGCGGACACCUUCCAGCAGCAUGGCCACAGUCUAAUGUCUGUGAACGCCUGAACGAUCAUUUAUGAAUUUUUUCGAGAUGAUAUGAAAGUCAAUCGGUCAAGGUCCGUGCUCCCAAUGCAACAGCCGCGGCUGGAUUUUCUAGUUUCUGGUGGGAAACAUAUGACACAAGCAUUUGGAUGGUUUUUUAAUUAAUAUAUAUUUUUUAUUAAAUGUUAAUAGUGGCUGGUGAGAGGACUGAGAUUGUCGGUGUUUCAAGCAGCGUGGGAGCUUCGCUGUGGGAAUGACAUGCUGCAGUGAAGACGAGAAACUGGAAAUAAUAAUGGAUUAGAAAACAAUGAUGUGACUGCGACACUUUGAACCAAAAUGAAAUGCUUUACGGCCACCGCCUCGUGCAGAAAUCUGUAAUAUCACUUAGUAAGUCGUCUGUUUUGUUUUUCUGGACUGUGUCACGUUGACUGAACGGUAUUUGUGAGACGCAUCAUCUUUAUUGUGGGAAUCGUUUCACAGUAUAACAAGCUGACAUCCACCCAAAGAAGGACACCAUGUCGGCGGUGAUGAUAGCGCGAAAGGUGCGAAAAUGGGAGAAGCUUCCGGGGAAAAACACCUUCUGCUGCGACGGACGGGUGAUGAUGGCCCGACAGAAGGGAGUCUUCUACCUGACGCUGUUCCUCAUCAUGGGGACCUGUGCGCUCUUCUUCGCUUUCGAAUGUCCCUACCUGGCAGUCCAUCUGUCUCCUGCCAUCCCAGUUUUCGCUGCCCUGAUCUUCCUCUUUGUCAUUGCCAUGUUGUUGAGGACUAGCUUCAGUGACCCCGGGGUGCUGCCACGGGCUCUUCCGGAGGAGGCCACAUUCAUCGAGAUGGAAAUUGAGGCUGCCAAUGGGAACGUCCCCGCAGGGCAGCGGCCCCCACCUCGAAUCCGCAAUGUUCAGAUCAACAACCAGAUCGUCAAACUCAAGUACUGCUACACCUGCAAGAUCUUCCGACCACCUCGAGCAUCUCACUGCAGCAUCUGUGACAACUGCGUCGACCGUUUUGAUCACCACUGCCCAUGGGUAGGGAACUGUGUGGGCAAGAGGAACUACCGAUACUUCUACAUGUUCACCCUGUCGCUCUCCCUGCUCACCAUUUAUAUCUUCACCUUCGACAUCGUCCAUGUGGUGAUGCGUUCAGUGGAUAAUGGCUUUUUGAACACUUUGAAGGAAACACCUGGAACUGUGCUGGAGGUUUUGGUGUGUUUCUUCACCCUGUGGUCAGUAGUGGGACUGACCGGCUUCCACACCUACCUGAUCUCUCUCAACCAGACCACCAAUGAGGACAUUAAAGGAUCCUGGUCGGGAAAGAACAGAGUCCAGAACCCGUACAGCCACAAGAACUUAAUCAAGAACUGCUGCGAGGUGCUCUGUGGGCCAACGUACCCAAGCGUCUUGGACAGAAGAGGACUGAUGCAGGAGGAUUCGCCUGUUUCUUUUACGUCUGCUGCACCCUCCAUCUCCAGCAGCAGCAACCCAGUGUCACAAACCACGAAAACCACAGCUCCACUCAUCCCCAACGAGCACACACCUGAUGAUGCCAAGCCGAGCAUCGCCGCUUCAGCAGAGAAGAGCGACUCCCCCAAAGAGGAAUUACCUCCUGCUCCAAAGGUCCCGCCCCUGGCUUCACCCGAGACUGAUGCGGAAGCAACCCUCGCCAAGGAAAAGGCCCAGUAGCUGCAUGAGGGGCGUGGCUCUUGCCCUAGCCACUCCCCAAGUAUCCUGCCUGGUCAGGAACUGAAACAUUAAUAAUCAGUGUGUGAUUACUGUGCAGGUGACUCAGUUGUUCUCUGACACCCACACUACAUUCAACCAGAAGAGCGGAGCUUCUGCGGCAGCUCCUCCCAUUCCCUCCUCUCCCCACCAGUAGCUGCAGAGCUGUUUGUUUGACAGUUACUCCUGCAGGAGGAGGAGUGAUUUUAAUGGAAAGUCAGCAGCUUCCUCUCUGUCUCCUGAACACUGCAUGGAAAAGACACGCAGAGGGAGAAGCUGCUGGAAGAACUGCGGAGACAUAAAAAUCUCCAGGCGUAUGACAUCCCCACAGGUCACCAGUGGGUCGCUCUGAUAAAAUUGAUUUAAAAUUGCAUAAUGACAUUUAUUGUAAGAGGCCAGUUCAAAUAUAUUCCUUGCAAGUGUCUGGCAAAGACAAUAUUACUUCUGGACAUGUAUACAACUUCAUACAUACAGUUACUUUUCUGUUGUGUGCACAUGCCCUAUGCAAACCAAGAGAAGGCUGGACAAGCAGCUUUUUGAUGUGUGGAAAGAAGUGAUAACACCUUUUGAGUCUUUGAGCGCACAUGAUGUCCAUGCAGGGGAAGACGUGCAAAUCCUUAGCUGAGAUAUCCUAAAGGCUCCUUCCAGGCAAGUCAAAAUCUACCUUGUAUUCUGAUAUUGCUGCAUUCAGUACUGUUGUUACUUACGUGCAUCUAUUUUUUAAAGUGAUCCAGACCAACGCCUGUCCUUCCAUUUUUAUAAAACAAGGAUGUAUCAUGACGUCGGUGCUCUGAAAUAGAUGAAAUUGCUUGAUGUGCAGUUAAAGUCUUGUAUUCAGGAGACGCUCAGCCAGAGUUCCAGUGAGUGAGAGAAAAGGCCUGACCUCUCAUGAUAGUAGACACUGGUAGUAACAGUGCCUUAUCACAACAGUUGCACCAUCAAAGGCAACUGAGGUCGACCAUCAGAGAAUCCCUUGAUAUCCGUUCUAAAUGAGUGUUAAAUGAGAAAUGCAAACGUUUAUACACCAAUUAGUCCAGUGUUUCCCAACCUGGGGGUUGCAAGAUAAAUCUUAGGGGUCACGAGAUGAUUUAAGGAACAGUUAGACAUUUUGAGAAAUCUCUAGUUUAUUUGCUUUCUUCCAGAGAGUUGGAUGAAAAGAUCGAUACCUCUCUCAUGUCUGUAUAGUAAAUAUGAAGCUACAGCCAGGAGAUGGUUAGCUUAGCUUAGCAUAAAGACUGGACACGGCACCUCGAAAGCGCACUAAUUAUUAUGCUAAAUCAAAUUUGAUUGACUUGAAUUUUUUACGGAUUGAACAAAAAAGUUAGUGAUCUUCAGAGGUGCUGGUAGAUGCAUGUUUUAACUUUAGACAGAGCCAGGCUAGCUUUUCACCCCUGUUUCAAGCCUUUAUGCUAAGCUAACCAGCUGCUUGCUGUAGCUUCAUAUUAUCGCACAAGAGUCGUAUCGAUCUACUCAUCUAAAUCCCAGCAAGAAAUCAGAUACAACGUGUGUCCAAGUAUUCCUUUUACCAGGAUAGGCAUAAUACACAUACACCUAAUACUACAAAAUUGUGUACUUAUGAGAUACUGUAAAUGUUUGUCCUUUUUUAGAAGAAAAAAAAAAUACAAUCAGAGAAGAUAAAAUGACUCUGGUUGAACAGGUCACACUCAGUAGAUGUAUGAAAUAGCUUAGUUUCAAGGGGCUCACAGGUCUGAAAGGUUGGGAACCACUGAAUUAAACCUUGUGAAACAAAAAACUAAGCAAAGCCAUUGUUGAAUUGUACAUAGUUUUAGAAAGUAAAGAUGUACUGAAAACGUUGUCGCAGUGGGGCUGGUGUUAAUUUUGCUGCCUGUGAGCUUGAGCACUUCCUCCUGCGAAUCACACCAGAGCUGAUCUUCCUCCGAGUCCUCCCUCUUCCUGCCAUCUUUUGCCUCGUCCCUCGAUACCAACAUAGUUUACUCUUCUCCUAUUCCUUGCAUCUUUGUAGUUUGUGGCAGGCUCGUUAUCUGCAAGAAUAAAGCCAAGCCAGAGAGAUCCUUUCUUGUUUUUCAGCGUUUAAUGUGGCUGCUGGAGACUUUAUUUUGUUUUGGUCACAGAUUGCUCGAGGGGGCAGCAUCCACAGGAAGGAAAGAGGGAGAGAGAGAAAGUGAAGCUAAUUCUUAGUAUUUAAAUGAUGUUAGCUGAUAGUGAGGGUUUGUAAUAGUGAUUGUGUUGUAUGCAAGACAGUUGGUGUUUGUGAAAUAUACUUGUGUAGAAGUUCUAGUGUGUCAACAGCUUCGUAUCAGACUCUGAAAUCUGACCGAGAUUAUUUAUUAUUCAGACACAAUUAAAAUCAAGACGCAUUUUCUCCGUUGGAUUUAAAGACAGAGUGGGAAAGGCAAUUAAGGAUCCUGAGAUUGUUUACAGCCGUUUUAUUAUUUUUAUUGUACCAUAAUAUUGGAGCAGUUUAAACCUUAAGAGAUUCCACACUUUGAAUGAUAGAAGAUGAAUCUAGGCCAGUUUUAGUAAUUAUUAGUUCAUCUCUGCAUUGUUUGGUCUAUAUAAUGAUACAUUUAAUAUAAGUUAGUAACUUUAGUCCAAAACCCCCAAAUAUUCAAUUUAUUAUCAGAAAAUAUUUACAUUCGAAAAGCUGGGACUAGCACACUUUGGGCAUUUUUGCUUCAAAGAAUAGCUUUUUUGCGGUCGACCAAUUGAUUAAUUGAGUAAUAAUUUCAGCUCAAGAUUUAUCUCUACACUAAGAGGAACACAGGAAAGAUAACUGACGCAUUGGAAGAAGCUUUAAGUGUGUGGCAGUAUUGUGUCUGUGAAGUAUAAAAAAGAAGUAUAAUUGCUGAGUAUUUGUUUGGAAAACUUAACAGUAAAAAGUACGAAACAAAGACCAGUUUUUUAAUAUUAGUGGCUGAACUUUCUUUGUAGAAAGUAUUUGAAGACGGUGUGUUUGAUAGCUGUCACCGAGAAGCAAGAAUGUAUGUGAAUGGUAUUCGAUAAAAGAAGGGACGGGAGAUUUUAAAUUGAAAGGGACGAUAUAAGUCUAAGCUCUGAAGGUUUUGUAGACUUAAGAUCUGAGCUGAUCUCUUGUACUUCUGAUUCCUGUGUUAAAAUGCCAUGACGUGGUCAGAUCUGAAUGCUCUGAUCAACCUAUUACAUUGCAUUAUGUAUACAGAUACAGUACUAUACCAUUGAUGGAACUCUUAAUUUAUGAUCACUUUGUUAAGUAUCAGCACUGUGAUUAUCUGUAUUUCAUUCAAUUUACUUCACUUCUUUUUACAUGAUCAAUGUGUCUGGUAAAUAAACAAUGUUGUCUUAUUAUUA